Molecule: messenger RNA, 3638 nt
Organism: Opisthorchis viverrini
Lineage: Eukaryota; Metazoa; Platyhelminthes; Trematoda; Opisthorchiida; Opisthorchiidae
Exons: 16
Coding region: 1-3330 (1109 amino acids)
Source: RefSeq, a predicted model, not a curated record
AUGUGGUUAGUUCCCUAUCCAAGAUGGCUCAGUUGUUACAGCGCGAAUUUACUGACCGGAAGGUCCGUGUUUCGAACCCGACCUCUGCUUCUCGACUUCCUCUGUCUGGGCUUGUGCAACCUGGCAAUAUAUGAUCCGUCGUGCUUCUUUCGAGUGGCAUGGUUGGCGACUACUUUCAAACUGGACACAACCGCUUCUUCACGUUUUCAUGAUGGCGGCCCUUGUGACUUCUUUGGCCCAUCGUUUCAGGCUUCAAAUGAAUUAAUGCGCAGAUGGUUGCCGCGGAGAGUUGAAAGCGUGAGUGCUCAAGAGAUGGGUUGCAAACUAAUCGUGUGCAUGGCAGCGGCAUCUAAUGUGACUGGAAUAAUGGUUGAUGUUGAUGCAUUUUCAUGCUUGACUCAUCGAUAUGGUGGUCUUGCCUUCUGGGACUACGCAACUGCCGCACCCUACACAAAAAUUGACAUGAAUCCUGUAAGGACUGGGCCAGAUCGUGACCUAGUGUAUAAGGACGCCGUCUACUUCUCAAUGCACAAGUUCGUCGGCGGCCCACAGACUCCGGGGGUUCUCAUUGCUAAACGACGGCUUUUCAAAGCAGGCGAAGCACAACCAGAUGGAUGCGGUGGUGGAACCGUAUUUUUCGUUCGCCGAGAUGCUCAAGUCUAUCAUCGUGACCUAGUGUAUAAGGACGCCGUCUACUUCUCAAUGCACAAGUUCGUCGGCGGCCCACAGACUCCGGGGGUUCUCAUUGCUAAACGACGGCUUUUCAAAGCAGGCGAAGCACAACCAGAUGGAUGCGGUGGUGGAACCGUAUUUUUCGUUCGCCGAGAUGCUCAAGUCUAUCUGAAGGACGUGGAGGAACGUGAGGAAGGUGGAACUCCGGCAAUUGUGGAAUCUAUUCGAGCAGGUUUAGUGAUGCAAUUGAAGGAGGCAGUAACCUGUGACGCCAUUAUGGAGCGGGAGGAUAUACUGGUUAGACGAAUUUGGGAUCGCCUAGCAGAUUGCCGGAACAUCAUUGUGUUGGGGGGCAAAGAAGCCCCACGAUUACCUAUCAUAUCGGUGGUCGUGCGUCAUCCAUAUCCUUCAGUCGGAACGGCUGGUGGAUCCAAAGCGGAAGGACGGUGUCUGUUUCUGCAUCACAACUUCGUCUCGGCUCUCCUGAACGAUUUGUUUGGGAUCCAGGCACGUGGUGGGUGUGCUUGUGCAGGACCUUAUGCCAUGGAUCUUUUGGGAAUCGAUGAAGCUUUGGCCAAACUGUAUGAGGAAACUCUAGUCGGCUGCCCUCUGGAUGCCUACAAACGCGCAAGACAUUAUGACACUCCCCAACUCGAAGUCAUCAGACCAGGUUUCACGCGUAUCUCUGUACCGUUUUUCGUUCCGGAUGCUGAGGUCGAUUUCAUUUUGGACGCGCUGAAGUUUGUCGCCAACCACGGCUGGAUAUUCUUGCCCCUAUAUCGAUACAUUUCAUCAACAGGAGAAUGGUCCCAUCGUCAGCACGAAAUCAGCCGUGAUCGCAAAUGGCUGGGUAACGUGGACUACUCAGAGGGAAAGAUGUCGUGGUCUUCCGCUCGUAUUACUACUGAAAUGCCGGUUCCAGAAUCCUACGAAGCCUGCCUUAGAGCUGCACAUGAAGAAAUGUGCAGAACCGUCAAACUGGUCGAUUUUUCCACAUCUUUCCCCGUUCCAGACGAUACUAUUGCUUUCGAUGAGUCUAGUCACGAGCUUCGUUGGUUUCUACUCCCCAGUGAGGCAGCUGCUCAGAUCCGCAAUGAAAUCGGUCAACUGUCAACCCCUGUACCGCAUUCCUCACCGUGGCACCCGGGUUCAUUAAGCAAAUGCUUCUGUCCGGAUCUGCAAAAUAACAAACACGAAGCAGCCUUAUUCCGGACCAAAACUUCCUCCUGUUUGAUGGACCCACCAAGUGAAUCAUGCCAUACGGUUAAUGAUCUGGAUAACCCGAAGAAGCAAAUCGACGUUUCCGUGACUAUUCGUCAACUCAUUCGGCCACAUUCCAUUGGCCCGCUUAAUUCGGGGCAUCUGAGGGUGAAAGAUAUUACGGUGAACAGUAUAACCCUCACGCACCAUCAUCGGAAACGAGUUCUGUCAGAAAGUACCACAAAGCGGCCGAACACAAAAAUGGGACUGAAACCAUCAUUGUCUGAAUCAGUCCUUAAUGGAGCGUAUUUAACACGACGGAAUCGGUCGUCGAGUGCUGAACAGCUGAUCUUUGAUUCCUUUGAUGCACCGCCUCAGCUCGCGCUAACGAGGAGCACAGCGAUUUCCUCAUCGACCGAAUAUUUUGAUAUUCGUCAGUCCGUUGACGAGCCGACUCUCAACAACAGUGCAUUGGUUCAAGUCUCCCAUGAUCCACUGAAUGGUGCUUGCAGCGUUGGUCGCAAAGCCAUGAAACACACAGCAGAGUUUGUCGGCCAACAAGAUCUAAGCCGCCUGAAGCCAUCAAAUACCUUAUGGCAAGCACCCCCGAGAGAUCUGUACAAGCUCGUAUUUCGAGCUAUCCGUCAGUUUGACAUGAUCCAUCCGGGUGACCGUGUCCUCGUUUGUCUCUCCGGCGGAAAAGACAGUUUGUCGCUGCUCCAUUGUCUUCACCAGUAUCAGUGCAUGCUUCGAGGUUGUUGGUCGUCAUCCCGUAGUGGACUACCGCCUUCCGCCAUAUUCGAUCUGGGUGCUGUGACUGUUGACCCAGGUACCCCAUCCUACGACCCUAGCCCACUGAUUCCCUAUAUGGCUGAUCUUGGGGUUCCUUAUUUUUACGAAAAACAAGGUAUUAUCCGCCAAGCAAAGGAGCUUCCAUACGAAGUUUCCAGCAUCUGUUCAUUCUGUUCUCGAAUGAAGCGUGGUCGAAUAUACGCCUGCGCUCGACGCAACGGAUACAAUGUCAUUGCGUUGGGUCAACAUUUGGAUGAUGUUGCCGAAAGUUUCCUGAUGUCCUGCUUUCACAAUGGUCUGCUUCUGACCAUGAAAGCUAAUUACCGUGUCAGGCAAGGAGAUCUCCGAGUCAUUCGGCCACUUGUGUUCGUACGCGAAUACCAAACUCGAAAGUUUGCUGAAACGUGUAAGCUGCCAGUGAUACCCGAGAAUUGUCCUGCUUGUUUUGAAGCUCCCAAAGAAAGAUUCCGCAUCAAACGUAUCUUGGCAGAGCAAGAAGUUCUUUUCCCCCGUCUCUUUCAUAACCUUCUGUCAACGAUGAUGCCUCUGAUUGGCGAGAGCAGCACCCGCCCUCGAAAAACCAACUGCACUUCCAGUGUUCGAAACAUACUCACGAAAGCCUUUCAUAACUUUGAAGUAAACACUAAGUCAAAUUAUUCCGAUUGAUUGUUAUGGUCUUUGGGACCAUCUUUCCAUUUUUCUUGAAGAUUAAUAUUUUUUGUCCAGAGGCAGCCAUAUUAUAUCCAUGUUCAUUUCGUCACAAUUUUGUAGCAGAGACAGCUUUUGAUUUUUGUGCCUUCCUUAGCCCUCCGUUUCUCUGAAACCAGCCAACUAGUAGGAACCUUGAGUUUACCUUGUUUUAAUGUGGCUGUGCUAUUCUGUACCCUACGUACACCUAUCUUAUUUGAUCAAAAUGAUGAUAUUAUUUAUCUUGGUCGAUUUAUUUUUACAGUAGAUUGUGUUUUUUGUCGGCA